Messenger RNA from Gracilinanus agilis (Agile Gracile Mouse Opossum), 4073 nucleotides. It is a transcript of the gene SMC5, whose product is annotated as structural maintenance of chromosomes 5. The transcript has 24 exons. Gene Ontology annotation, molecular function: ATP binding; ATP hydrolysis activity. NCBI's taxonomy places the organism in Eukaryota, Metazoa, Chordata, Mammalia, Didelphimorphia, Didelphidae. Gene Ontology annotation, cellular component: Smc5-Smc6 complex. Gene Ontology annotation, biological process: double-strand break repair via homologous recombination. The coding region runs from base 65 to 3322 and encodes 1085 amino acids. The record is from RefSeq and is a predicted model, not a curated record.
CUUCCUCCUUCUUUUAGUCCUGGAGGGGACUGAAGCCGGGGCCGGGGCAGUGGAGCCGGCGGCGAUGGCGACUACGGGCAAAAGAAAGGCGGACGCGGACGUGAGUCGCUCCAAGAAGACAGCUCUGGAUCACGAAGAGGCUAGAUGGGGAAGAAGGGGGAGCCUGCUGCCUCCGCCUUCGCGGGCGAUGCUGUCGGGAUUCGUGGAGGGCUCCAUAGUCCGUAUCACCAUGGAGAACUUCCUAACCUAUGAUACCUGUGAAGUAAUUCCAGGACCCAACCUGAAUAUGAUAGUUGGAGCUAAUGGAACAGGGAAAUCCAGCAUAGUUUGUGCCAUUUGUCUUGGAUUGGCAGGUAAACCCUCUUUCAUAGGCCGAGUAGAUAAGGUUUGCUCUUACGUGAAGCGAGGGUGUGCCAAAGGCUCAGUUGAAAUUGAAUUGUUCAGGGCAUCUGGAAAUGUCAUAAUUACUCGAGAGAUUGAUGUGCUUAAAAAUCAAUCAUCUUGGCUCAUUGAUAAAAGAUCUGCAACUCAGAAAGCAGUAGAAGAGCAGAUAGCAGCUUUGAAUAUCCAAGUAGGCAAUCCAUGUCAAUUUCUUCCACAGGACAAAGUUGGGGAAUUUGCAAAACUCAGCAAAGUUGAACUUCUUGAAGCUACUGAGAAGUCAAUUGGUCCUCCAGAAAUGCACAAGUUUCAUUGUGAACUCAAAAACUUCAGAGAGAAAGAAAAACUUCUCCAGAUUGCAUGCAAAGAGAAAAGUGACUAUUUGGAGAAAUUGAAACAGAGUAACGAAAGACACAAACAAGACGUGGAGAGAUAUUAUGAAUGCAAACGUCAUUUGGAUUUAAUUGAGAUGCUUGAAGCAAAAAGACCAUGGGUGGAAUAUGAAAAUGUUCGCCAGCAAUAUGAAGAAAUAAAACAAAAUCGUGACCAAUUAAAGGAAGAGCUCAAAAAACUCAAAGAGGCACAAGGCCCUCUAACACAAAAAAUUCAAGAGUAUGAAAAGCGGCGUCGACAAUUGGAUAACCAGGUCAAAGUGAAGAGUAAUGAAAUUAGAAAUACAUCUUAUAAAUGCAAAGAAAAACAGGAUGCAUUAGAAAAGAGAGAGAAACAAAUUGAAGAAGCAAAGCAAGCUUUCAGAAUGAAGCGAGAUGAUGAAGAUAAUCGAUUGCAGAAAAUAAGUAACACUCGUAAGAUGAUCGAUGAUUUGAGAAAUGAAAUUGAGUCCAUAGGAAGUUGUGAGAAUCUGCAGCCUCAAAUUGAUUCCCUUAACCGGGAUCUAAAACAAUUACAUGAGGAAAAGUCAGCAAUUGAUGUAGAGAUAAAUGAGAGGCUGAAAGAGGUGGAAAAUCUAAAAAAAGAUCAAGAAACUAUAACUACUCGUAUUAGAUGCCUUGAUAAUUUAUUGAAACAAAGAGAAGAGAAAUUGAGAACAAGAUACCGUGAUACACAUGAUGCCGUUAUGUGGCUAAGAAAAAAUAAAAACAGAUUUAAGAAAACAGUUUUUGAACCUAUAGUGCUCAUGAUUCAUGUAAAAGACUAUAAAAAUGCCAAAUAUAUUGAAAAUCAUAUUCCAUCAAAUGAUUUGAGAUCUUUUGUAUUUGAAAGUCAAGAAGAUAUGGAAUAUUUUCUCAAAGAGAUGCGUGAUCAUCUUAAAUUAAGAGUGAAUGCUGUUUGUAUCCCCAGUAUUACAUAUGCAAACAGAGUACCCACAAGGGCCCUAAAUGAUCUAAAGAAAUAUGGACUUUUUUCUUAUCUAAGAGAGUUAUUUGAUGCACCUCAAUUUGUGAUGAGUUACCUUUGCUACCAGCAUCAUGUUCAUGAUGUCCCUGUAGGAACAGAAAAGACCAGAGCAAUAAUUGAGCAGGUUAUACAUGAAACCAAACUGAAACAACUUUACACGGCUCAUGAAAAGUAUGUAGUAAAAACUUCUGUUUAUUCAAAUGACACUAUUUCCAGCAACACACACCUAAAAACAGCCCAGUUUCUCACAUUUACUGUGAAUGUACAAGAAAGAAGACAAUUGGAAGAGCAAGAUAAGGAAAUAAAGGAAAGAUUUCAGACACUAGAUAUAGAAUUAACAACUUUUCAUGAAAAAAUCAAACAUCUUGAACACAGAGACAAUGAAUUCAGAAACAAAAAGAAGGACCUUCAAGACAGGAAAACCAAAAAGAAUCACCUGGAACAGAAAAUCGGUUCCAAAUUAGAUAGCUUAAAGUCAUUAGAAGAGACUACUUACAAUCUUGAAGCAGAGGAGAAGGAGACAAAUGCCAAAAUCAAAGAAAUUAAUGUCCAAAAAGCAAUGCUGGUGUCUGAAUUAUUGAGCUUAAUUAAGGAUUGCACAACGUUGAAUGUACAAAAGGUAGAUUUAGUUCUUGAGCUAGCCACUGAGGGCUAUGAGAAGAACAAAUUAGAAAGGGAAUAUAAAGCUACAACAUUAAACCUCCGGCAACUAGAGCAACAAUUCAAUGAUUUUGGUGAAACAAAACGUAGACUUCUAGAGAAGUGCAAAGAACUUAUGAAGAAAGCUAGGAAUGUAUGUAACCUUGGCCCAGACCAAAGCAUUCCUCAAGAGUACCAGACAGCUUUCCAAGAUCUCCCAAACACAGUGGAAGAAAUUGAUUCUUUACUAGCUGAAGAGAAGACUAGAGCUUCUUGCUUCACAGGCCUGAAUGCUUCAGUUGUUGAAGACUACAAAGAAAGGGCACAAGAAAUACAACAGUUAACUGAAGAACUAGAGCAAAAGACAAAUGAGCUGGAUAACUAUAGACAGACCAUUUCAAAGGUUAAAGAAAGGUGGCUCAAUCCUUUGAAACAUCUGGUAGAACAAAUCAAUGAAAAAUUUGGCAGCUUUUUUAGUUCCAUGCAAUGUGCUGGUGAAGUGGAUCUCCAUACAGAAAAUGAGGAAGACUAUGAUAAAUAUGGAAUUAGAAUUAGAGUCAAAUUUCGCAGUAGCACAACACUGCACGAACUAACUUCCAGUCAUCAGAGUGGAGGUGAAAGAAGUGUUUCUACAAUGUUAUACCUAAUGGCGCUCCAAGAACUUAACAGAUGUCCAUUCAGAGUGGUAGAUGAAAUCAAUCAGGGAAUGGACCCAGUCAAUGAAAGAAGAGUAUUUGAGAUGGUUGUAAAGACUGCCUGUAAAGAAACUACAUCUCAGUAUUUCUUAAUUACACCAAAGCUUCUUCAAAAUCUCACUUACUCUGAAAAGAUGACAGUAUUAUUUGUCUACAAUGGCCCUUACAUGCUAGAGCCAAAGAAAUACAAUUUAAAGGCUUUCCUUAGGAGACGACGACGUAUUGGAGUUAGCCGAAUGGAUCAGUAAUGAAAGAAAAAAGGGUCUUUGGAAUUUUGCCUUAAAACUAUGUUUAUAAUUACAGAGCUGUUGAGUGAAAAUGAAGAAGUUUGCUGAACCUACAAAGAGCAAGACUUAUUUUUGGAAGCCCACUUUCAAAUAUAAGUAAGGUGAUAAGGUUGAAACCAUGUAGUUAAUUUUUCUUCUUGCUCCUUUUGAAAACUUAUUGGUAGUUGGAGUUACCCUUUUUAGCCUUUGUCUAUCUUGGGACCUUAGCACCCCAGUGUUAAUUCAUUGAGGUUCUAUGUAAAACUUUUAGUGUGUAAUCAAAACUGUGUCAUAUAUGUGGAAAUACAAGUUACAGAGUUAGGUGGUUUGUACUCACAGCUAUUGACAGAACAACCAUAAGUUAAAUGUAGAGACCUAAAGAUGGUUCUGGAAGCUUAGGUCAUAAUUUUUCUUCUAAGGUCCUUAUAUUUUAAAAAAUGAUUUGAAAAUUUUUGGUCCAAAGUGUUCAUCAGUGCUAGUUUCUUUCUACUAUGAAAUAUACCUUUGUUCUUUUGGAAUUUUAAAAAAAAAAAAAACACCUUUUAUGGAAUUUGAAGUUUUUGUCCUAUUUGUAUUUCACCCUCUUCCAGUCUUCCCCCUCCAAUUAAGGAUAUAGGUUUAAGAAGUGGUAAUAGGACUUCUUUGAAGUGCCACAAAGUGGACUUUGGAAGCAGCACAAAUAAAACCAGAAAACUUCCAAAGAAAAAAAUCAGGUGUCAAGGUUAUUGAGGGA